Molecule: messenger RNA, 2997 nt
Organism: Leptonychotes weddellii (Weddell seal)
Lineage: Eukaryota; Metazoa; Chordata; Mammalia; Carnivora; Phocidae
Gene: SLC16A3
Product: solute carrier family 16 member 3
Biological process (GO): transmembrane transport; monocarboxylic acid transport
Cellular component (GO): basolateral plasma membrane
Molecular function (GO): lactate:proton symporter activity
Source: RefSeq, a predicted model, not a curated record
GUGGUCAGUGGAAGUGGGGCGGAGGGCCCAGGCUGGGCUUGACAGGCCUGGAUCAUGCCUGGGGCAGUGCCCAAGGCCCACCCCCUUCCAGCCCCAGCUCUACACCUGGCGGAGGGGGGGGGGGCGGCAUCUGGGGUCCUGCACAGGCCCUGGGAAGGGAACAAGCCCGCUGACCAGUGGUGCUUUCUGAGCCCUGGGCAGGCAAAGACAUCCGAUAGGCUGGUACCUGUCUGCACAACAGGGGCAGUGGGGAAAGGAAGCAAGGGGGCCUGGGGGGCCCUUCCUCCCCCAGAAGGCAUGGCACUCCUAUGUCCAUCCACCACCCCCUUAUGCUCCAGGGACCUCGGGGCUCAAACGAAGCCAGGUGCUAGCCACAAUGGGGCUGUUUCUUUGGUGCCCAGGCGUGUCUCCCAGGCCUCCUGGUGCAGGAAGAGUCCAGGAAGGAAUGCAAUUGCCCCUUCAUGCCCCGCCCACCUGGAGCUGGUCUCCAAGGACUGGAAGUCUGCUUAGAUAACUGGCCAGUCUCCUCAGAAGGGGAACCUGCAGAGCACCUGGGAUAGGCCACAGGCUCUAGAGUUGGAGGUCACCACACUGAACCUAGGGGACACGGCCUGCCCUGGAACCUGACAGGCCAGAGACCCGGGAUCCAAGAGCUGGUCUUUCGCACACCGCCGGUGGGGAGCGGCCAGGCUGUGGCAGGCAGCAGAGCGGGCUGGACCCAACAGGUCCAGGCCCCGGGGGCUGCCCUCCCUUCCCCACACCUGCACUGAGGCGGCCCUCUUCUGGAAACAGCCUCUGUCCGGGACGCACAACCCGCCCUCUUGGCCAUGGGUGGUGCCGUGGUUGACGAGGGCCCUACAGGCAUCAAGGCCCCUGAUGGGGGCUGGGGCUGGGCCGUUCUCUUUGGCUGCUUCGUCAUCACGGGCUUCUCCUACGCCUUCCCCAAGGCGGUCAGCGUCUUCUUCAAGGAGCUCAUGCGUGAGUUUGGGAUCGGUUACAGCGACACAGCCUGGAUCUCCUCCAUCCUGCUGGCCAUGUUGUACGGGACAGGCCCACUCUGCAGCGUGUGCGUGAACCGCUUUGGCUGCCGGCCCGUCAUGCUCGCGGGUGGCCUCCUGGCGUCCCUGGGUAUGGUGGCUGCGUCCUUCUGCAGAAGCAUCAUCCAGCUCUACCUCACCACUGGGGUCAUUACCGGCUUGGGUUUGGCGCUCAACUUCCAGCCGUCACUCAUCAUGCUCAACCGCUACUUCAACAAGAGGCGCCCCAUGGCCAACGGGCUGGCAGCCGCGGGCAGCCCUGUCUUCCUGUGCACCCUGUCCCCACUGGGGCAGCUGCUGCAGGACCACUAUGGCUGGCGGGGCGGCUUCCUCAUCCUGGGGGGCCUCCUGCUCAACUGCUGCGUGUGCGCUGCGCUCAUGAGGCCCCUGGAGGCGCCCAGGCCGGGUUCGGGGCCUGCGCCCCAGCGGCCAUCCCAUCGGCUGCUGGACCUGAGCGUCUUCAGGGACCGUGGCUUUGUCAUCUACGCCGUGGCCGCCUCCAUCAUGGUGCUGGGGCUCUUUGUGCCCCCCGUGUUUGUGGUGAGCUACGCCAAGGACCUGGGUGUGCCCGACACCCAGGCUGCCUUCCUGCUCACCGUGCUGGGCUUCGUCGACAUCUUUGCCCGGCCCACCGCCGGCUUCAUCACAGGCCUUAAGAAGGUGCGGCCCUACUCCGUCUACCUCUUCAGCUUCUCCAUGUUCUUCAAUGGCUUCACUGACCUCACGGGGUCCACGGCCAGCGACUACGGAGGCCUGGUGGUCUUCUGCAUCUUCUUCGGCAUCUCUUACGGCAUGGUGGGGGCCUUGCAGUUCGAGGUGCUCAUGGCUAUUGUGGGCACCCAGAAGUUCUCCAGUGCCAUUGGCCUCGUGCUGCUGCUGGAGGCCAUCGCCGUGCUCAUUGGGCCCCCAUCGGGAGGCAAGCUCCUGGAUGCAACGCACGUCUACCAGUACGUGUUUGUCCUGGCAGGGGCCGAGGUGCUGGCCUCCUCCCUCGUGCUGGUGCUGGGCAACUUCUUCUGCAUUAGGAAGAGGCCCGAGGCGGCCGUGGAGGAAGAGGAGCGCCACAAGCCCCCCGCGGACGUGAGGGUGGACUCUCGGGAGGUGGAGCACUUCCUGAAAGCAGAGCCCGAGAAAAACGGGGAGGUCGUUCACACCCCAGAAACAAGCGUCUGAGCCCAGGAGGCCAGCGGGGGUGAUGGAACCGGACAGAGACGUCAACGCUCAUGUUUAUUUCACAAACAGGCCUAGCUUGGCCGUCCGUGUUUCUCCGGGGAGGUGGUGGGCUGGGAACCGUGUCAUUCCAAACUGGUGAAGCCCAGCCGCGAGGUUACGAGCCGUCUGCACCAGGGAACCAGCCUGCUGACCCCGGAGCAGCCCGGUGCCCACCGCUGAGCUCAGGGACCUAGAAACCCACGCUUCAGAGACAAUACGGCGGGCGUCAGAGGGCGAGGCUGGGGAGAGCCGGCUGAGCGGCACGGUCUCAGGAAGGGGCCUCCCCGCGUGGCUGGCUGCGCCCCAUCCUGCCCUGUCUCCGCCACGGCGCCCCAGCCCGCCCCUCGCGGGGUGCCUGGGGAACCAAACUCCCUUCACCUCUGAAGGUCUGAAAUAAACCUGCGUGUGGGAGGAGCCACCUUGGAAGGAACGUCUUCAAGGAGCUAGGGUGUUUUUCUACGUGGGGUAGGGGUCUGUUCACUCCAAAUUCCUUUUCUCAACAAUCUGGUUUUUACAGAGUGGCUCUGGCCCUUGUCAGCCGGGUCAGCUUUCUAAGCUGCUGGUUCUGAACCCUGCCCUGCUGGAGCCCAGACGGCUCAGCGUCCACACACGGCCCCGGUGGCUGGCAGGGAAGGGGGCCGUGCUGCAGGGGUGUGGCCGUGCUCGGGAGCCCCCUACAAGGCAUGUGCACUUAAGCUGAGACAUACGUGUGAUUCUAGUUCACUGCGUGUGUGUUUAAAGAAAAUGA